Necator americanus (New World hookworm) is the source of this 336-nucleotide messenger RNA. RefSeq lists its product as uncharacterized. The record is from RefSeq and is a predicted model, not a curated record. The transcript has a single exon. NCBI's taxonomy places the organism in Eukaryota, Metazoa, Nematoda, Chromadorea, Rhabditida, Ancylostomatidae. The coding region runs from base 1 to 336 and encodes 111 amino acids.
AUGAUGGCACCAUCAGCUGAAGGCGUAACUCCUUCGCAACCGCCACCGGGACUCCCCAUCACUGAACGGCGUCGUCUAUCCCUCUCCGAGGUUCACGUGGUCUCUGCACAAAGCUGGGCACAUUUGCGCCUCCAUCGGGAUGGUUCUGUUCUCGCCACUCAAUACACACCUGCGCCUCCUCGUAUCCAUGCUCUUUCGCGGACUCCACGAUUGAACACUAUUUCGCUGUGUCUGCGCAUGCACGUGGUGUCUCGUUGCCUUUUCGAUUCCUGUACUGUCUCGCCGAACCGGAUAACUUCUCAGGUCUCUCCGCCACUGCAAUCGAUAUCUCCGUGA